Messenger RNA from Pygoscelis adeliae (Adelie penguin), 1152 nucleotides. Its product is annotated as deoxycytidine kinase-like. The record is from RefSeq and is a predicted model, not a curated record. Gene Ontology annotation, molecular function: deoxyguanosine kinase activity. Gene Ontology annotation, cellular component: mitochondrion; cytoplasm. The transcript is spliced from 7 exons. The coding region runs from base 1 to 873 and encodes 290 amino acids. NCBI's taxonomy places the organism in Eukaryota, Metazoa, Chordata, Aves, Sphenisciformes, Spheniscidae.
AUGCAAAUCAAAUCAGUAAGUGGAACCGUUUUACGCCUGCCUGGGGUCCCGUGCGCCUCAAACACCGCAGCGACGCUGCCUACGGCCUCUCCAAGAAACCUCACAACUGCCGCUAUCUUUAUCAGUAAGACCAGCCUAACCUACACCCUCGGUGAACUUCUCAAACCUUCUCCAGCUGCAGGGAAGUCAACAUUUGUCAGGCUGCUAGAGAAACACAGCGAUGAGUGGGAGAUCAUCCCUGAACCCAUCGCCAAGUGGUGCAACAUCCAGACAGCUGAAGAUGAAUACGAGGAACUUUCAACAUCUCAGAAGAGCGGAGGAAAUCUACUUCAAAUGCUGUAUGAUAAACCCACGAGAUGGGCUUAUACAUUUCAGACUUAUGCUUGCUUGAGCCGAGUAAGAGCGCAAUUAAAACCUGUCUCAGCCAAGCUACAUGAAGCAGAACAUCCAGUGCAAUUUUUUGAGAGAUCUGUGUACAGUGACAGAUAUGUAUUUGCUUCUAACCUGUUCGAGUCUGGAAACAUUAAUGAAACAGAGUGGGCCAUUUAUCAGGACUGGCACACAUGGCUUUUGAAUCAGUUUGAAUCAGAUAUAGAACUAGAUGGCAUGAUCUACCUAAGAACCACACCUCAGAAAUGCAUGGAAAGGCUACAGAUGAGGGGAAGAGAAGAAGAGCAAGGAAUUGAGCUUGAAUAUUUGGAAAACCUCCACUAUAAACACGAAACCUGGCUUCAUGAAAGGACUAUGAGAGUUGAUUUCGAGAACCUUAAGGAGAUUCCCAUUCUAGUUUUGGAUGUUAAUGAAGAUUUUAAGAAUGAUAAGAUUAAACAGGAGUACCUGAUUGAUAAGGUCAAGUCUUUCCUGACUUCUUAAGAACACGAAAAUUAAUUUGAAUUACAAGUCCCUGAACUCAAGAGUUAAACCUAACAAUUGGUGUGCUCUUAGACGAUUUACUUUAACUGAAUAUAUUACCUGUAUAGCUUAAUUUAAGGCAAGACUGAAGCACAAAAUAUGCUUUGUUUUUUUGUUUUUUGCUUGUCUGACCUGUGUGGGUUUUGGUAGAAUUUUCUGUAUAGCUAAAAUGACCAAAUAUGGGGUGCCUUGAUAAUGUACUUUGUGCAUGUUCUUUGCUGUUUAAUAAAGAUUUUAAAA